Molecule: messenger RNA, 492 nt
Organism: Penicillium brasilianum
Lineage: Eukaryota; Fungi; Ascomycota; Eurotiomycetes; Eurotiales; Aspergillaceae
Source: the annotation of a GenBank genome assembly
AUGUUCUUCAACAAGUCUACCCUUGCCCUGGCCUUUGUGGCCUUGGCCACCCUCGUCUCUGGCCAGACUCCCGCCUGUCUUCUGUCGGUUAUUGGUAACUCGGCCAACCCCGCCGACCUGACUACCCUGUGCGGUUCCGACAUGAAGAACAUCGAAUCUCAGAUCUCGGACAAGUGCGGUGACAAGACCCAGUCAGCCCUGAAGUUCUACGCCAAUGUUUGCAAUGCCGCUGGCCACAAAGUUGACAUCUCCAGCGUCACUUCCAACUCUACCUCCUCGGGUUUCGUUACUGCCACCGCUACCUCUGGCUCUGCGACUGGUACUGCUGGUGCCUCUGCUACUGGCACUUCUACCGGCGCGCGCACUAGCGGCAGUACCUCUGCCUCUGGCGCCUCCGCUCCUACGGCCACUACCAACGCUGCUGCCGGUAUCCAAUUCCAGGGCACUGCUCUCGCUGCUGCGGUCUUUGUCGGUGCCGCUGCCCUGCUGUGA